Molecule: messenger RNA, 3955 nt
Organism: Carica papaya (papaya)
Lineage: Eukaryota; Viridiplantae; Streptophyta; Magnoliopsida; Brassicales; Caricaceae
Product: filament-like protein (DUF869)
Source: RefSeq, a predicted model, not a curated record
GCUGUCACUCACAGCCGACAGUUCUCCUUCUCCAAUUUCUCUCUCUCUCCCUCGCCCUUCGUGUACACUUUGUCCUUUUACACAGUCUACACUUUACUUUCCCUUCAUUUUACUUUUCCCCAUUUACCGAACACCCUCAGUCCCCCAUUCUUCUCCAUCUCUUUUAGCCUGAGGUCGCCUGUUUAGCUACCUAUCUAUCUUCUUCACGCGUCUCGCUUCUCUGUCUAUUUGUUCUGCGCUGCUGAGCUGCAAUGUGCUUUGUGAGCGUAACUGGAGUUCGCUCACAUUGGAGUCCUCGCUUGCUGUUUUCGUGAUGUACUCGUUCUGAAAGAUUGGAUGCUUCCUUAACAUAUCCAACCUGUACGUGGUGAAAAUAUGGACCAUAAAGGAUGGCUUUGGAGGAAAAAAUCGACAGAAAAGACUACUGUCCUUACUGAAAAAGCAGAUCUCUCUUUGAAAGAAAAUGAAGAAGAGAUACAGAUGCUUCUGGCUGAAAAAGCAGAAAUGGAAAACAACCUGAAAAAUCUAAAUCAUAGGCUUUCUUCUGCCUUAUCUGAGUGUAAUGCCAAAGAUAGACUCCUGCAGAAACAUGAAAAUACAGCGCAGGAAGCCAUUUCAGGCUGGAAGAAGGCUGAUGCUGAAGCAUUGACUCUAAAGCAAGAACUAAAUGAAGCCCUACAGCAAAAAGCUUCUUUUGCAGAAAAAUCAUCUGCUCUGGAUGCUGCCCUAAAGGAAUGUAUGCAGCAGUUGAAGUUUGUUCGUCAAGAGCAGGAGAAAAGGAUUCAUGAUGCUGUAAUGAAGACAUCAAAGGAAUACGAGGAUGCUCAGAUGAUUUUGCAGGAGAAGUUGGCAGAGACUGGUGAAAGGCUUGCAAAAAUAGGUGUUGAAAAUACCAAACUGAGCAAAGCUCUGUUGAUGAAGGAAAAUUUGGUUGAAGAUCUAAACAAACAGAGAAAUCAGUUAGAGACAGAUUUUAAUGCAUUAAUGACUAGAUUACGAUCCACAGAGAAACAAAAUGUUUCUCUGAAGUAUGAGGUCCAGGUGCUGGAGAAGGAGGUUGAGAUUCGGAAUGAAGAGAGAGAGUUUAAUCGACGAACUUCUGAUGCAUCACAUAAGCAACACCUAGAGAGUGUUAAGAAAAUUGCAAAGCUAGAAUCUGAGUGUCAGAGGCUACGUCUAUUGGUACAAAAACGGUUGCCCGGACCUGCUGCCUUGGCCAAAAUGAAAAAUGAAGUUGAGAUUCUGGGAAGGGAUUCGCUUGAAAUGAGGAGGAAAAAGUUGAAUGCUAGUCCUACUGGUUUGAUUCUUGACUCUGAAGUUGAUAACCAACACGACACCCACGGCAAAAGGAUCAAUAUUCUGACAGAGAAAUUAUCUGCUAUGGAAGAAGAAAACAAGACUCUCAAGGAAUCCCUAGACAAAAAGAUAAAUGAACUACAAUUUUCAAGAAUCAUGUAUGCUCAAACAGCUUCCAAGUUAUCAGAAGCCGAGUCACAACUUGAAGAACCCUCAAAAGGUCAGAUGACUGUAGAGCAAAUCAAAAGUACUGCUAUAUCACAUGAGCUCUCCAUGGCAUCAGUAUCAGACAUUGGUAGUGAUGACAAGGUUAGUUCUGCAGAAUCGUGGGCUUCUGCUUUGAUUUCAGAGCUGGAGCACUUCAGGAAUGCGAAACAUAAGGGCUCACCUUCACCAAAAACAGUGGAGGUUUCAGAAAUGAAUCUGAUGGAUGACUUUGUCGAAAUGGAAAAAUUAGCAGUAGUUUCUGGUGACAAAUUAUCCAGGAGUUCUCACUCUGCAGAUGAAGCUAAUGCAACUACUGGGCCCUUGGAGAAUGGGCCAAUUUCCACUGAAGUAACAGGAAGGGAGAUAAUCUCAACAUCUGAUCAUGAUCCUAGUUUCAGCUUACCAAGCCAAGAAAGUAAGUUCAAAUUGAUUAGCAAACUUCCUGGUUGGCUUCAGGAUAUACUGAAAGUGGUUUUGGAGCAAAAUCAUGCUGCGCAAAGAAACCCUGAUGAAAUACUUCAAGAAAUUAGAAUAGCUUUGUCUUAUAUCAACAAUCCAUUAUGUGGUGAGUUUGUUGAUGCAAAGAAGAGCUCUUUUAGUCCUGGUGCUUCAAUUCCCUCCCCCGUUAGUGGCAACAUUUCAUGUAUAUCUUCAGAGAGAGCUUUGGUGCUGGAUUCACGAAGUGGAGUAGCUGACGUGGACGAGUCCUCAGCAGAUAAGUAUAACCAGCAUCUUCUGCCUGAGUUUAGCACGUCAAUAUGCAAAAUAAUUGAGCUUAUUGAAGGGAUAUAUUUACCAUCAUUACAGUAUGGUGCCCCUGAGACAUUAUCCAAGAAGGAAGCAAGUUAUUUCUUACAUAAGACUGUAGAAACACCUUCAGGAUACACCGUUCAUACUUUCCAGUGGAAAACUUCUGAGUUGAGUGAUGUUUUACGGAGGUUUCUUCAUAUUUGUUAUGAUCUGUUGGGCAGAAAAGCAGACAUCAACAAGUUUGUGCAAGAACUGUGUUCGGCAUUUAACUGGAUUAUUAAUCACUGUUUUUCUCUUCAAGAUGCUUCAAGCAUGAAGGAUGUUAUUAAAAAGCACUUUGACGGCAAUGAAUCUAGAAGUGAAAGUGAAGCAGAAGUCGCAAUAAUUAGUCAAACCUCAGGAGCAGAUAACUUAUGCCUUCCAGUUGAACAGUUUUCUACCUUACCAGUAGUUGAUGCUUCUCAUGCUGAUCAUAAUUCCUCUCAGAAUGUAGAACUCCCCUCGAAUGCAAGACAAGAUAGUAAAGAACUCAGAAAUGAGGCAAGUGAUGUUGAAGCUGCAAAGAAACAUUUGGAAGGGAAGCCCCAGUUAGCUAAUGGGAAAAGUGUAUUCCUGAUGAAUAAAUUUCAGGAAUCUGUCAAGGGUAUUGCAGAGUCUGAGAGUCUGAUUGAGAAUCAAGUUGAAAAUCAUAAGUUGAUAGUUGAAGAUCUUUUACAUGAGACUGACCAAAAAUUCCAUUUUCCAGAAGCAGAGAUGAAAGAUAGCAAGAAAUGCUGUGAGGGAUCAGGAUCAGCCUGUCUUGAGCAACAGGUCCAGUUUGAGAGUGAAAGGAAGGAGAUUCCAGACUCUGAAUUCAAGCAAGGAGACAAGCAACUUAGAACUGAAUGGGAGAUCACAGCUGCUUCAGAAAAAUUGGCAGAGUGCCAAGAGACUAUUCUAAACCUAGGAAAGCAGCUGAAAGCAUUGGCUGAUUCUAAGGAAGCAGCACGUCUUGACAAGAUUAACCCUACCUCUACACAAAAGGCUACUGCAACCAGCACCAGCUCCAGCACCAGCGCCGCCCCUGUUGCUGCUACCACAGCCCUUAAGUCAACUCCAACCAAGGAAAAAGUCAUUGGCCAAAGGUCCUCUCUACUUGAUAGAAUGAUAGCCGAUGAUAUUGCAGCACCGAAGGAACCUGAAACCAACGGAUGUGCUGGCAAUCAUGCUUCUGCUCUCAUGCUCAACAGGUCGAUAGAGCCAUUACAAAAGAUUCUCAUUUUGAAUGGAAACAAGCCGGCAGACAACAAGGCCGUCGUUAACCCACUGGCAAUUGUCCCUAGCAGAAGACCACAAGGAGGGAAGACUCUGUGGAAAAAGCUUCUUUGGAGAAAAAGGAAAGGUAAAAGCAAGAAACCACCCCUUCCAUUCGACCCACGACAGAUCAUCAUCUAAAACUCGUUGGCACUUAAAGUUGAUCUGCACUGAUUUCAGCUUCUGAUGUUUCUUGUUUCUGCUGCUCAUUUAGAGCAGGAAAAAAUACAAGGUUUGGUUUCUCUUAGCAUGAUGUCACGUGUACUAUGCUGUAUAUACCUAUAUGUAACUUAAAUCUGUGUCAAUAUAACCUUAAAAAGCUGCACCACUCUUGUUUACAGGCUUACCAUCUUCAACCAUUGCACCCGUGAAUUUUAAAUAAAUACCGCAUUAGUAAUGUUCGGAACAA